GUAUACCGAGCAACUACCAGGGAACGAAACUAUAGUUGAAGGUUCGCACAUUGUUUCUAAACAGAGCGCCGAAUUUAUUAAUAUUUAAGCUGUCAAAGGAUUUUGUGCCAAGUACGACAGUUGUUCGUAAUUGGAUGUGAAUUUUACGAUUACUAAAAAUGUCUCAUCCUUACGGAGGUCAGGCAACGCAUUCUCGGCGAAACAAACACGGAGAUAGAGCUGAAAAUUCACAGCCUGGAAGCUCGCGUUUCGAGCAUGAACAUCAUGGUCGUUCAAAGGGCAGAGGAGAAGGGCAUCCACCCUGGUUAAAGGGCAAAGCAAUAGGACUUUAUUAUAGAGAUAAAUUAUCUGCAAAACGAAAACAGAGAGAAUCCCGUGUCAUUAAAUUACCAUCAAAUGUUCAGCGAAAAAUUGAGUAUGUAUUGGAAAACUCUAAAGGAUUUUAUGAUAAAUUGUACAACAAUGAAGCACAAGCAGAAGAUAGUAACAGCAGAUUGGAGAACAAAUACACGCAUAUUCAUGAUUCACAGUUUAAAAGAAAGUUUUUAAAUAUAGUAUCUGGUAAUAUACAAGAAAAUUUAGCUAAAGCUAUGCUUGUUGAAUCAAGUAUGAAAAGAAACAAUGAUUUAGAUGCUAAGUUACUGAGCGACUAUAAGUCAAAACAAUCCUUAGAACAGUAUGAAAGUAUGAUGAAAUUUCGAUUGAAGUUACCAACAUAUCACAAGAAAUCGGAGAUUUUACAAUUAAUUAGAGAAAAUCAAGUUGUUGUAAUAAGUGGAGAGACCGAUGUAUUUUAGGUUGUGGAAAAACAACGCAGGUUGCUCAGUUUAUACUAGAUGAUCAAUUAGAAGAAGGUAAUGGUAGCACUACUCGAAUCAUUUGUACUCAACCUAGAAGAAUUUCGGCAAUAUCUGUUGCUGAAAGAGUUGCCGCUGAA
This is a messenger RNA of Hylaeus volcanicus, 937 nucleotides long. Its product is annotated as ATP-dependent DNA/RNA helicase DHX36-like. Lineage: Eukaryota; Metazoa; Arthropoda; Insecta; Hymenoptera; Colletidae. The coding region runs from base 159 to 797 and encodes 212 amino acids. The record is from RefSeq and is a predicted model, not a curated record. The transcript has 3 exons.